Molecule: messenger RNA, 192 nt
Organism: Loa loa (African eye worm)
Lineage: Eukaryota; Metazoa; Nematoda; Chromadorea; Rhabditida; Onchocercidae
Exons: 2
Coding region: 1-192 (63 amino acids)
Source: RefSeq, a predicted model, not a curated record
AUGGGUAUAAGUAUGGUUCGAUUCACUAAAGAUUUGCUCUUUUCAAGUGUGCAGCAGACAGACCAGGGACUAUAUCAGUGCAUUGCAAGUAAUGCUAUUGGUGAACGAAGUACAUUUGUCGGUUUAGUGGUUGAGGCUGAAAUUGACUCAGUGAUAACGAAUCUCGAAGUUACCGUCGAUCAUGCAAAGUAG